Messenger RNA from Esox lucius (northern pike), 5061 nucleotides. RefSeq names its product peroxisome proliferator-activated receptor gamma, coactivator 1 beta (gene ppargc1b). The coding region runs from base 25 to 2655 and encodes 876 amino acids. Gene Ontology annotation, biological process: positive regulation of transcription by RNA polymerase II. Lineage: Eukaryota; Metazoa; Chordata; Actinopteri; Esociformes; Esocidae. The record is from RefSeq and is a predicted model, not a curated record. Gene Ontology annotation, cellular component: nucleus. Gene Ontology annotation, molecular function: transcription factor binding; RNA binding. The transcript has 12 exons.
UUCUCAGCUCUCAUUCUCUAGAAGAUGGCGGACUGCGAUUCACUGUUGGAUGAGGAGCUCUCUUCCUUUGUCUUCAAUUACUUGACAGAAAACUCCGGGAGCCAGUAUGGGGAGGAGGAGGUCUGCUCAGACCGCCUGGACGCUGACUUCUCUGACAUUGACCUCUCUCAGCUGGACGCUAGUGACUUCGACUCAGUCAAUUGCCUCAGUGAGCUCCACUGGUGCAACGACCAAUCAGACGUCUCCUCUGCCUCCAUCCAUUACAGCACAGGAGACUCAGAGUUGUUUGAGAUAGAGGAGAAUGCGGCGCUGCUGGCUGCUCUAACAGACAGCCUGGACGGCAUGGUGGAGGACGUGGUGGGGGGGCUGUCUGUGUUUCCCUCGCUGGGGGAGGAGCCUGGGGAGGAGGAGGACCUCCCCUUCCCUUCAGGCUCCCUGAGUGGCGGCUCCCUGAGCCCAGAGACAGAAGACCCGUCUCUACUGAAAAAGCUCCUGCUGUCCCCACCUAAUGUGCCCACGGGCCUGGAGUUAAACAAAGAAAGCAGCAGCUUACAUCGCCAUAGCAGCCGGAACCAGAAUCUAAAACCUGUCAGGCCUUUGGCUAAGCAGCGUAACAGCACACAGGAGCGCAGGCCUCGAGUGCCCCCACCAGCCGGACGUUUAUGCACCGAGCUCCACCGACACCUGACCACAGCACAGGAGGCCGAGGACACUCCUUCAGCUGACACGGAGGAGGAAGAGGAAGAAGAGGACGAGGAGGAGGACAGCGAGUCUGAGGAUGAAGAAGACGAGGUGGAGGAGGAAGAUGAGUCCUCUAGCAGUGAGGGUGAAACCUCCACCCCUCCUGAGCCCGCCAAGCCUCAGUUCACCUCAGAGAAAGAACUGCAGUCCAUGGUGGAGCUCAUUAAGUACAUGCACACCUACUGCCUGCCCACGCGCAAACAGGCCGCCUGGGACCGCAAAGAGCGCGAGUGCCCCGGCCAAGUACGCAGGGCCAGACCUGAGUGCCCCCCGGCUCGUAUCCCCUCGAACUGUCACAAGGCCGCCCCCCAAGUCCAGAGCAGCGCCUCUAGGCCUCGCCUUGCCUUCACCCGCCGACGGGAGGUCAAAGCCAACUCACUCCUGCGUGAACUGCUUGAAACAGUCAACUCCUUUGAUGUGAGCCAGCCUUACAGGCUCCAUAGCCCUCCCUAUACCCAUGACAGAGGAGCGACCGCCAAGCCAGCACGGGACAGAAAUACUGACCUGCUCUGCCUGGCUGCCCACUCAAACAAACCAGAGCUUGCGAAAGACCCUGCUGGCUCAGAAAGGGAUAGGGUGCCAGAGGCCCCCCAGAGCCCAUAUCUGGAGGACACCUCAUUCUCCGUCCGCCGCUCGCGGAGGCUCGCCUCUUUCCCCAGCCGUUUUGCCAAAAAGGGCCGUGCAAGCCGGUUGAGCGCGGAGCCUGCAUUAGGAGCACAGCUCCCUGGCGAGGAGGACCUGCCGGUCAAACACCCUCUUGGAGACGACCCAGGGAUGGACUACAUCCUAUUUAACAACAGCACUUCCCAAACCUUGGUCACAGCCGACCCUGGUAACCCCUGCUGUCAGCAAGAGAAACGCGCCUGCCUCUGUCUACCGCUGACUCCAAAAUCUACAGGAGACACACAGUACGCCAACAAGCCCUUUGAGCAGACGCUCGGUGUGGAACUGUGUGGCACAGCAGGCCUCACCCCUCCAACCACCCCCCCUCACAAGCCUGUGGAGGACGAGCUGUUCAAGCCAGAGGUGAAGGGAGAGUCCCCUCCAAAGGGCUCGUGGCUGAACCGGACUCACUCCCGCAAGCUCCCCGAGCAGACUGAACUCUAUGCCCAGCUCCGCAAGAUGGGCCAGGCCAGUGACACAGAACCCAAAGUCUACCGGACCUUCGGAGACCACGACUACUGCCUGCUGAGCCUGGGGGAGAGCCGGAAGAGGAGCGCGGCCAUGCUGUCCCAUUCCCUGUUUAGACGCUCCUCUCCGGAGGAGGGCCGGGAGCCGAAGGGGGAGGAAAGGCUCGGGCUGCAGCUUGAAGACAGGCUCUCCUCCAAGACCCCUGAGCACCUGGGUAUUGGUACCAGGGCCACCGCGGCAUCACCCCAGUCGGCAUCACCCCACAACUCGGAUGAGGAGGGAGAAUGCUCCUCUCGCUCUCCCUCCCCCGUCCUCCACUCCAUGUGCUGCCAGCCUCACUCCCCUAGCAGCAGGCCCGACUUCAGGUGUGAGAACUCUGAGAUGUGCUACGAAGAGAAGCAGAAAAACAAAAUAUCCAAGUCCUUGUUUGAAAUUGAUGAGGACAACUGCCAAGUGUUCUACAUUCACAACCUGCCGAGCAGCGUCACACAAACCAUGCUGCGCAAACGCUUCGAGGCCUUUGGCGUCCCGGAGGACUGCAAAGUCAUCACCAAAAAUGAGGAACGCUGUGGAGUCAUAAAGUUCCGCCAGGCGCCCAACGGGCUGCAGAGGCAAAGGCGGGGAGAGCCUGUCUUUCAGAACGGAGGGGUUGGAGUGCACAGGCUCAGCAGGAAGAGAUACAUAGAUCUGGACGAAGCGGGACCAGGGCCUGUGAAGAGCAAGUACGACGCCCUGGACUUCGACACCCUGCUGAAGGAGGCCCAGAAGAGCCUGCAUCGCUGACGGGACCUGGACUGGCGUUGCCUUAGAAACCCCGAACCACCCCGGACUUGUCUCAGUACCUCAAUAAAGGCAUCUUAGUCAUGUUUACAUUUUUAACGUUGGAAUAAGAAACAUACCUUGUCUCUUUCAAUUGAGGAUACUCCAGAAGAAGCUGCCAGGGGUGGUGGGUCAGAGAACGAAAAAGCAAGGAAACAUCGUAAAAGCUGCUUCCUGUCUGUGUUCAUGACUUUGUCAUGACUCGCCGUCAACCCCGCUGAGAGUGGGCUUGCGGUCGUGCGAGACCUCUGUAGCAAACCAAUCUCCCUCCGUUGAUCGUUAUGGUGUGUGUCUGCGUGUGUGUUGUUCUUUUGUACCCUUGUUGGUCUCUACUGGUGCAACUGCGAGCUGUUUUUGCCACUACGUCGUACGGUAUAUAACAAAACCUGCUUUAUAUUAGCAAACUUGUGGAUGUUCAAACUGUGUGUUAUGACAUAAAACUCAAAAACAAAAAAAUUAUUUCAGCAACUUUAAAAGAGUUUACAAAUUGAAAAUGAAAAGAAGAGAAAAAUCUUGGUUUAUGUAAUUAAAUAAUUUUAGUGCUUCCUUAAUUUCAUCUAUGCACUGUAACGAGGUAAUACUGUUUCUUCUGUCAACUUCUUUCCCCUACUCUGCCAUGCUAUGCUGCUGGCUGCUCUGAUCUCUGGGUCCCCUGCCCACUGCUUCAGAAACAGCUACUCAUAGCUUGCUAACACAAAUCUUGGAUGGCAGUCACUUUCCAUCCUACAAACUCAACACAAAUGGGGCCAUUACUACCAGUGCUAUUAUAUCAUCAAGUCAAAGUUCCAUAAUCUUUUUUUUUUUUUUACCCGAAGAAAACUUGCAAGAUCACAAUCCGUCCUAGCCAGGUCUCUGCACUGUUUCUACUCUCUAAAAAUGUCUGCAUCGGUCAGUAAUUGCUAGCAACAACAUUAGACGUUCUAUGGGGUCUAGAAGUGGCCCUAUACCAAUAAUGGAAUGUACCCCGUUGAUCUGAAUGUAGAGCCUCUACCUGAAUCCAAGAAAUUUUCGUUGUGCUCCUUUAGUGAAACUCCAUUGUGACCUGUCUCUUUUCAACACAGCCAGCAGCAUAGCUGAGGGUGAGAGCCUCUGAGGCUCACCUUACAAGGGGACCACCUCUCUGCUUUUGUCAGAGGCCAUAUUACCAUUAGCACCUGAGAGUGAGAGGGGUGCUGUUAAAUCAACUUUGUUGACAUUUCCCAGAGGUAUGGAUGGUACCACAUCAGACAAGUGUCUCUACCUCAUUUAAAUCCCUCCCUCUUCUCUGGUCCUCUCCCUCUCUAAACUCUCACACGUCACUCAUUGACUUCUGCCAAGCACUCCCUUUCGGAUAGGUGGAGGAGGGCAGCUUGGUUUCCCCGCUAAAACUCCCCAAACGUCUCGCCUCGUUGGCUGAAAACUCGAAAAAUAAUUUGUGUGUCCGUUUUUAUAGUCUCGACCGUGUAUCCAAUGUGUACUUGAUGUCUGUCUUUGUCUCGUGUGCGACUGGGCACUGCCAUCGCUGGGCUUCUCAGAGGGGCCUGUGGCACUCUGGUGUGCAGGGAGACCGAAGACCUUUUCUCUCCACCUGUCACUUGUUUUCUUCAAGGACCCGGUCCCCGGCCCCUUACUACUGUGCAGCCAAACCUCUCUCUGUGUGGUCAUGGGGCCGAGUGCUGCCCCAGCCUUGGCAAACCCCCUUCUUCUUCAGCGACGGAUUAUCCCUGUCUCCCUUGACUUUCUCUUUAUCUAAUCUCCUCUGUAACACACAUGAAAUUGAAUGUUUACAUCACUGAAUUCUCCUUCAAACUUUAUUAGAGCGCACACUAAGUACAAAGACGCCUUAUUCAGUGUUCAUCUAGUAUCCUAUCAGGAUGUGCCUUUUUGGCUUACCCUUGAAGGUUUACUGAAUUAAAAAUAAUAAUAAUUAAAAAUAUAUGUUUAGUGCAAUACAUACUGAUUUAGGAAAAAAAUACUUAUCAAAAGAAAAACUGAAUGAGCAUUUGUGCUUAGUAUGUACUGUAUACUACUAAAUGGUGAGAGAAUGUGCUGGUUUACACAAUACAAAAAUAUAUAUAAUAUAAUGUGUACAUAGCACUAUGCCUAGUGAAAACCUAAAAUGUAUCGUUGUGUCUAUACAGCGAUCUGUAGAUGUGCGUUAUAAAAGUUGUGUGUCACAAUGGCAAAUCAGACUGGCAAGGAUAAACUGUUUAAAAAUGCAAGUUUGAACUAUACAGGGAGUUAAUGAAGGGAAUUUACAUUGAAAUGACUCGACACAAGUCACACACUGUUGUAUAAAGUAUCCCUUUAGCUAUGCUAUAGAAGAUUUGUUCUUUUUUUAAUGACAAAAUAUUUUUGAUGUUUUUUUUUUUUGUUUUUUUACACAAUUGA